Messenger RNA from Rhipicephalus sanguineus (brown dog tick), 1251 nucleotides. RefSeq lists its product as uncharacterized. The coding region runs from base 1 to 1251 and encodes 416 amino acids. The transcript has 2 exons. NCBI's taxonomy places the organism in Eukaryota, Metazoa, Arthropoda, Arachnida, Ixodida, Ixodidae. The record is from RefSeq and is a predicted model, not a curated record.
AUGGCGUCAUUCGUUAUUCAACCGCCGGACGCCUUCGACUUUUCGUCGCCGAACGAGUGGCCGAAGUGGAAACAGCGUUUUGAACGUUUCCGAACCUCUUCAGGCUUGUGCGUGAAGCCCGAGCAACGUCAAGUAGACGCCCUACUCUACAUCAUGGGUGAGCAAGCCGAGGAAAUCUACGCCACCUUCGCUUUAUCUGAAGAGAGCUCCAAGAAAUUCGACGCCGUCGUGGAGCAGUUAGACAAGUAUUUUAUUCCGCGACGCAACGUAAUCUUCGAACGAGCCAGAUUCAACACCAGACUGCAACAAGAUGGUGAGUCGGCCGAAGAUUUCGUCACUGCGCUUCACACGCUUUCGAAAGAUUGCGAGUUCGGUGCUCUUCGAGAGGAGUUCGUGCGCGACCGCCUCGUGGUUGGGAUAAAAGACAAGCAGCUAUCCGCCAGGUUACAGCUCGACGCAGAGCUCACACUACAAAAGGCUCUCGAUUCCGUCCUCCAGAUCGAGAGUGUCCGUCAGCAACAAGCGGAGCUCCACCAGGAAACACUCAAGGACAGGCCGCUUCUAUCAGCUCCUCCUCGUCAGAUGCAUGGCCCAGAUGGAAAGCUUCUUACAGCAGCAGGAGUGGCACAACUCCAGCUCAUCUACCGCAACCACGCGACUACUCAGGAUAUAUACGUCCUAGAUCAGAUCUGCACUCAGUUGCUAGGCAAGCCAGCCAUCAAAAAGCUACAGAUGCUGACCUUCGUAAACGCCGUUGCCGACAAAGUCAACCCGAAAGAAGAAUUUCGAGCGGUGUUCCAAGGACUCGGCAAGCUGCUCAAAGAACACAGGAUUCAGCUUCAACCAGGAGCAAAAGCUUUCGCACUCAGCUCCCCGAGGCGCAUCCCAAUUCCAUUGUACGAGAAGACAAAGUUGGAACUUCAAAGGAUGCAGACACUCGGUGUCAUAUCACCUGUUGAUGAGCCGACCGAGUGGUGUGCACCAAUGGUUGUCGUGCCAAAGCCCUCCGGAGACGUGAGAAUAUGCGUCGACUUUACAGAGCUGAACCGCCACGUUCUCAGAGAAUGGCAUCCUAUUCCUUCCGUGGAGCACACUCUCGGACUUCUUCAUGGAGCUAAGGUGUUCUCCAAACUCGAUGCCAACUCUGGAUUUUGGCAAAUUCCACUUUGUGAAGAAUCAAGGCAACUCACCUCCUUCAUCUCACCUUUUGGGCGCUUCUACUUCAACCGACUACCAUUUGGCAUUGCGUGA